AUUUUCUUUCUGGCAACGGGACGACGAUACAGGUUGUUUUAUUCGUUAGUUCGAUUGGAUGGUCUUUUCCCCUUCGAUAUCAGACAUGGAAAGGUUGAUCUGUCUUGCACUGUAGCGGUCAUAAAUCCAAUGUACAUGUACCGCACCAGUCUGACUUACACAUUUAUAUUCACAGCCGUCAUUUGAAAUCAAUACAUCAGUAUCACGAGUAGUGGACACAAGAUCAGGAUGAGUCGAAAAGAAUCUAAUUUAGGACUGACACCACCUGCGGAGAACAGGCGAAAGUCCAUAGCCAAAGGGUUGCUUUCACCGACCGACGGUUCCAGGCGACCUAGUAACCUUACGGAUGGUGCUAGAAGACCUAGUAACCUCAUGGACGGUGCCAGAAGACCCAGUACCUUUAUGACCGCGGGAGGAUUGCGGACCAGUCUUCCAGGACCAUCACUCAUAGGACUUCUUGCCUCCAAGCGCUUGGCGAGGCGACUAACCACUCGACUAUUUGGCCGAAAGGGCUCCUCCAGAUUUUCGGGAGUUACGAUCCCAGUGAAAAAGGAACCCACCUAUCGUAUGGAACCGCACCGGAAGUUCCAAUCGGAAAGAGUCCAGGAUGCGAUACAAAAUGUUCUAGACAACAGGCUGGAGAAGUUCACCUACAGGUCCAAGUUGUGCGCUAAUCUAAGUAAAGUUCUGUCAGACGAGAUUAAGGACAAGGUGAAGUUGAUGAAUUUCGACCGCUACAGAAUCAUCUGCGAGGUGCACAUUGGACAGAACAUGCAACAAGGGAUGAUGGUCACCAGCCGCUGUACCUGGGACCCUAGGGUAGACGAUUUUGCCACGUACACGUUCAAAAACGGUCACAUCUUCUGCACAGCUACCGUCUUCGGGGUGUAUCUGGAAUAGGUCUGUUCAAGAGGAAUCGCAAAAGAUGAUCGUAAGACGCGUACGACCCCGUAUUGGUGUCAAAGCUGAUGAUGGCUAAAUCAUUGCAAGAAAAAUAUAUCUGUGUGCCGUAGAGGAUUAAAGCAUCGUCAGUGAUAAUUUUGUGUAAACUAAUACUUUGCUUGAGAAUAACUAUUCAUCAAGCGUGUGUCAUGUUUCGAAAAAAAAAGGAACAAUUUUUCAAUACCAGAUGAACGUAAAACUUUAAGCUGUGGAAGACCUAAUAAUCGGUGAAUUUGUUGAUCGAUGAUAAUUUGUUUGCUUCUUAGAACGACUAGCUUCCAGCGUGAACUACGCAUUGAAGAAUAUAAUUGUGUAUGUAUUUUCAUUAACAUUAUCAGGAUCAAUUAACAAUCUUGCUUUUUCCUGGAAGAUGUGAAGUUCUUGAGUUAAUUGGAGAAUAAGAAACUACGAUUUAUUUAUCAUUAUAGAAAACUAUUCAAACUGUUUAUUUAUUAUUCUUAGAGUGUUUCUAUCAAAUCUCUGGUAUUUUGUAUUUAAAAAAAAAAACACAUUACAAACCAAAGAGUAAACAAUCUGUAUAUUUUUUUAAACAAAUAAUAUAAAUAUAUAUUUUAUACAUAGUAGUUUAUCUAAAAUUUUGCAUAUCUAUAAAAAUAUAACUUCAAAUAUAUUAGUAAUCAAAUUACAGUUUUUAUGUUUCUUGGAUAAACGUGAAAAACAAUGGUUUGUAGACUUAAAACUGAUAAUGUUUCUAAACUUACGAAUUCUCAACGGUAUUUGAAAAAAGAUUUCACAUGGGCCAUAAUUGCGUACUUGGACGUUAACUGUAUAUAAGCACUACGUCAUUAUUUUUGUUAGUACAUGUACUCAAUAUUAUAAUUUCAUUAAUAUAGUAAUAAUGUAUACCACUGUAAUGUAGACAAAUUUCGAUAAGCGUGAACAAUAAUAGCUUGUAAGGGCUCAUUUACAAUUAUCGACAUUUUUACAAGCGAACAAAUGGUAUAUGCUGAGGGUCUGGGGUGGGAUUAAUGUUUUGAAAUUAAAACAAAUGUUUAAAAAAUAUCCUUUGCAAAUUCAAUAUUUUUACGUUUGGUAACGAGGGCGGGGUGCAGGAUCCAAAAUAAAUAAAAUAAAAAGAAAUAAUUUUGGUACAGUUGUGAUAAUGAUGUUAAUUGUGAAUGCAUGGUCCAUUAAACAUAAUAUAAUAGUGAUUAUAUAAUUGGAAAUUCAUAUCGGCAUUUGUAAAAAAAAAAAAAAAGGUUUUACGUAGGCCUACGCCUUGAUGUUAUGACACUUCUUUUUAUUACAAUAAUAAAUUGUUUUGUUUCAACUGCAUAGUUUUGUUAUUUAACAUAUAAACAAUAAAGAUCUCUCCUUAGCAACACUAGUAUAUGUUCUUUAAAUUCCCGAAUUCUAUCUACCCCCACCCCCACCCCCACCAAAAAACAAUGUUGGCUGUACCCAUAUUUUAUAAUAAUAACAAUUGAAACAUUUACCAUAAUGUCAUUAUUUUAUUUUUAGCUGCUCUAUAAAGUUCUGUUGAAUGAAUUUCAUAGACGAUAUGUUGUCCAUUUUGGACAUGAAUACAAAAUACCUUUUGCUGCUGAAGAUUAAUAAAAGUAGCUGGUUUAGAUUGCCCAGGUAACUGAGUUUCGUUCCCAUGUCCGCGUAUUUGAACUUUAAAGGGACAUUCCUGAGUUUACUGCAAUGUUUUCGACUAAUAAAAUAUUUCUACGAUUAAACUUACAUAUUAAAUAUAUUUUCUUGUUUA
Molecule: messenger RNA, 2674 nt
Organism: Gigantopelta aegis
Lineage: Eukaryota; Metazoa; Mollusca; Gastropoda; Neomphalida; Peltospiridae
Product: dynein light chain Tctex-type 5-B-like
Exons: 1
Coding region: 229-900 (223 amino acids)
Biological process (GO): microtubule-based movement
Cellular component (GO): cytoplasmic dynein complex; cytoplasm
Molecular function (GO): dynein intermediate chain binding
Source: RefSeq, a predicted model, not a curated record